AUGUCUUCCAGACCAAGAAGAGCUGCGCCAAGCUCGUUGAACAACGCGGUGAUCUCGCACGUGACGGGCGUCAAGCCCGUGGACCAGGCCCGUGCCGAGGCCAUUUUGACCAAAUUCAUCUCCACCAGUGAGGCAAUUGCCACGAGUAGCGCCAGCGAGGCCAUUGCCUUCUCGAAAAUCGGGCUCUCAAACACGUCAGGAAACAACCCCAUUUUGGGCCAGUUGAAAAGGGUACAGAGAGACUUGAGGGGCUUGCCUCCUCUACUGGCCGAGCUUGACUCGCCCAAGAGACCGGCCGAUGAGAGUGCCGAGGAGCCCAAGAACAAGAAAAUCAAGUUCAGCGACGAAAACGACCUGGACAGCGCCGAGGCAAAGUCCGCUGGCGACGAGUCCAGCGACGAGACUGCGGAAGGCUCCGAGAAACCAGAUGAGAAACUGAGCGGGGAAGAGUCUGAAAAGGAGGACGAGGUGGCAGAUGCCGCUGAGAAUGUGGAAGAAAAACAGGAGGAAGAGGAGCAGGAAUCAAGCGGCGAGGAGGAGAAGCGCGAGAGGAAGAGACAGAAGAAGUUGGCCAAGAAAGAGAAGAAGGAGAAGAAGAAGCAACUGAGCAAUUGA
Metschnikowia bicuspidata var. bicuspidata NRRL YB-4993 is the source of this 615-nucleotide messenger RNA. RefSeq lists its product as uncharacterized. Lineage: Eukaryota; Fungi; Ascomycota; Pichiomycetes; Serinales; Metschnikowiaceae. Bases 1 to 615 code for a protein of 204 amino acids. The record is from RefSeq and is a predicted model, not a curated record. The transcript has a single exon.